AUGUCUGUAAUGGUAGUGAUAGUUGGUCUUCUUUCUUUAUUGGUAAUUAAACAAGUUAUUGCAGUGGAAGUUUUCAUUGAAGGAGAAAACAACAAAAACGUCAUCAAUUCAAGAUCAGAAGCGUCGAAUCAACAGACUCUGCAAUUAAGCGAGGAUGACAAAGCAACGUAUGAAUUCUGUCUGACGGAAAGUGCCCUAGUAAAAGUUAAGAAUAUUAGAUAUUCAAACGAUGGAGGUACAGAUAGAAUAGAUGUCAUCGUUAAUGACGAUACCAUCGGCAGUUUCCAGACAACAGGAGAGGCAAAUAAUGGACAGAAUUGGAACGUGUUUCGAUCAUCUGGUGAGGUCGGACAGAGUCAGAUGAAUUCUGGAAGACAUAAAUUAUACGUCAAAGUUGACACUGCUGAUCAGUAUGGUGUUGAGAUUGAUAACAUACAGUUAGAAGUUAACAAUAACGAUGACCAAGACACCAUCAAUUGUCGUUACAAAUCUAUAUCCAUUGAGGGAGAAGCCGUCCAGGGACAAUAUGAGAUCAAUUCCCGAUCAGAAGCAUCUAACUCACAAGUUCUUAAACUGAGCAAUGGGGACGUAGCAUCCUUCACAUUUUGUGUUCCUGCAACUACACGUGUUGUUCUUGAUAACAUCCGUAGCUCCAAUGAUGGUGAGUCAGAUACCAUGGAAGUCAGAUUGGACGAUGAGGUACUUGGUACUUUCCAAUCUAUAAGCGGAUCAAAUGGUGGACACAAUUGGAACGUGUUUUAUAGAUCAGGACGAAUUGGAACGGAGCAGACUCUGCAAAAAGGUGAACACACUGUGACCAUCACGGUUUCAGCUGAUACCUAUGGGGUGGAAAUAGAUGUGCUACAAUUUAGUAUGCUUGGAACAGACAUAAACCAAAACGAUGUUGUUAAUUGUAAUUAUAAUAAUUGA
Lottia gigantea (owl limpet) is the source of this 930-nucleotide messenger RNA. RefSeq lists its product as hypothetical. The record is from RefSeq and is a predicted model, not a curated record. The transcript has a single exon. Bases 1 to 930 code for a protein of 309 amino acids. NCBI's taxonomy places the organism in Eukaryota, Metazoa, Mollusca, Gastropoda, Lottiidae. Gene Ontology annotation, molecular function: carbohydrate binding.